Molecule: messenger RNA, 534 nt
Organism: Triticum dicoccoides
Lineage: Eukaryota; Viridiplantae; Streptophyta; Magnoliopsida; Poales; Poaceae
Product: putative serine/threonine-protein kinase-like protein CCR3
Exons: 1
Coding region: 1-534 (177 amino acids)
Biological process (GO): protein phosphorylation
Molecular function (GO): ATP binding; protein kinase activity
Source: RefSeq, a predicted model, not a curated record
AUGGAGAAUGGCACGCUGCACGACCUCCUGGGUUCUGAUCAGGGCUCCUCCACGCUGUCGCCAGUGACGGUGUCCUGGAAGAUGCGCAUGGAUGUGCUCCUUGGUGUGUCCCGUGCCAUCGAGCACCUGCACUAUCAUGCCCACCCGCCAAUCAUCCACCGGGACAUCAAGUCGGCUAACAUCCUUUUCGAUGAGAGUUGGGUGCCGCGUGUGGCAGACUUUGGCUUGCCAGUCUCUUGGGACGUGACGAAGGAGAAGGAGGGGAUGGAGUUCGUGGCUGCAGGAACAUUAGGGUACCUUGACCCUGAGUACUACGCUAUAUUCCUUCUGAAACCGGCAAGCGACGUGUACAACCUGGGCGUAAUGAUGCUCGAGGUUCUGACUGGGAAAGAGGCAGUUUUCUAUGGGGAAAAGGGAACUACUCAUUUGCCAUACUUCGCAGUUCCCCUCAUCGAGGCUGGUAAUCUUGGAGAGUUGUUGGACGGGCAACCAUCACCGGAGCCAACACCAUGCGAGCUGCAAGCAAGUUUUUAA